This is a messenger RNA of Hevea brasiliensis (rubber tree), 2403 nucleotides long. Its product is annotated as beta-glucosidase 13-like. The coding region runs from base 28 to 2223 and encodes 731 amino acids. Gene Ontology annotation, biological process: carbohydrate metabolic process. Gene Ontology annotation, molecular function: beta-glucosidase activity. Lineage: Eukaryota; Viridiplantae; Streptophyta; Magnoliopsida; Malpighiales; Euphorbiaceae. The record is from RefSeq and is a predicted model, not a curated record. The transcript has 19 exons.
AGCACUUGAAAUCAUAAUACCAUCAUUAUGAAUAUGGCUGCUAAACACUCCUUUCAGCUGUUAGGGAUGCUCUUCUUCCUCAUAAGCUUGCUGGCUCUUACUAAGCCAGCAAUAGCUGAUGAAGAUGAUGAAAUUCCAGCAGAUUUUAAUCGUAGUUAUUUUCCAGAAGACUUUAUUUUUGGGACAGCCACUUCUGCUUACCAGAUUGAGGGUGCAGCAAACAAGUCGGGCAGAGGACCUAGUGUCUGGGACACCUUUACCCAUGAGACUUCAGAGCGGAUAAGGGAUCGUAGCAAUGGAGAUGUUGCAGUUGAUUUCUAUCAUCGCUACAAAGACGAUAUAAGAAACGUGAAGGAUAUGGGUUUUGAUGCUUUCAGAUUAUCCAUUUCAUGGUCCAGAGUUAUACCUAGUGGAAGGAGAAGAGAAGGGGUGAAUGAGGAAGGAAUUCAAUUUUACAAUAAUGUUAUCAAUGAAAUUAUAAAUAAUGGUCUAAAGCCUUUUGUUACUAUUUUUCAUUGGGAUACUCCUCAAGCCCUAGAGGACAAGUAUGGUGGCUUUUUAAGCUCUAAUAUUGUGAAUGAUUAUCGUGAUUAUGCGGAUCUUCUCUUUGAAAAAUUUGGUGACCGAGUGAAGUAUUGGAUGACCUUUAAUGAACCAUGGGCUCUUAGUGGAUUCGCUUAUGAUGAUGGAGUUUUUGCCCCUGGUCGAUGCUCACCUUGGGUGAAUUAUCAAUGUCAAGCUGGAGACUCAUCCACUGAACCUUACAUAGUUGCACAUCAUCUACUUCUUUCUCAUGCUGCGGCUGUACAAGCAUAUAGAAAGAAUUACCAGAUUGAAGGUGCAGCAAACAAGUCGGGCAGAGGACCUAGUGUCUGGGACACAUUUGCCCAUGAAUAUCCAGAGAGGAUAAAGGAUCAUAGCAAUGGAGAUAUUGCAGUUGAUUUCUACAAUCGCUUCAAAGUAGAUAUACAAAACGUGAAAAAUAUGGGAUUCAAUGCUUUUAGAUUCUCCAUUUCAUGGCCCAGAGUUAUACCUAGUGGAAGGAGAAGCGAAGGAGUGAACGAUGAAGGAAUUCAAUUUUAUAAUGAUGUUAUCGAUGAAAUUAUAAAUAAUGGCCUCAAACCUUUUGUAACUAUUUUUCAUUGGAAUACUCCUCAAGCCCUAGAGGAAAAAUAUGGUGGCUUUUUAAGCGCUAAUCUUGUGAAUGACUUUCGUGAUUAUGCGGAUCUUUGCUUUGAAAAAUUUGGUGAUCGAGUGAAGUAUUGGAUGACAUUCAAUGAACCAUGGUCUCUUAGCGGAUUUGCUUAUGAUGAUGGAGUUUUUGCCCCUGGUCGAUGCUCAUCUUGGGUGAAUAAUCAAUGUCGUGCUGGAAAUUCAGCCACUGAACCUUACAUAGUUGCACAUCAUUUGCUUCUUGCUCAUGCUGCAGCUGUACAAGUAUAUAGAAAAAAAUACCAGGCAACUCAAGCUGGUAAAAUUGGGAUAACACUUUUUACCUUUUGGUAUGAACCUCUGUCCAAUAAUGCAGUUGAUAUAGAUGCCGCAAAAACAGCUCUUGAUUUCAUGUUUGGAUUGUGGAUGGAUCCUUUAACUUAUGGUCAUUACCCAAGAACUGUGAGGGAUUUAGUUGGAGAUAGAUUACUCAAGUUUACGGAUGAAGAAUCUCAAUUGCUUAGAGGAUCAUAUGACUUUCUUGGAUUACAAUACUAUACUUCAUAUUAUGCAAAACCAAAUGCUAUAGUUGAACCAAAUCAUAUUAGAUACAAAACUGAUAGUGGCGUUACUGAGACUCCUUACGAUUAUAAUGGUAAUCUUAUUGGUCCACAGGCUUACUCACCUUGGUUUUAUAUUUUCCCGAAAGGCAUCCGACAUCUAUUGAAUUACACCAAAGAUACAUACAAUGAUCCAGUAAUUUACAUUACAGAGAAUGGAGUUGAUAAUCUCAAUAACGAAAGCCAACCCAUUGGGGAAGCACUUCAGGAUGAAUUCAGGAUAGAUUAUUAUCGAAAGCAUUUGUGGAAUACAUUGGGAUCUCUCAAGGAUUACAAUGUUAACGUUAAAGGUUACUUUGCAUGGUCAUAUAUAGACAACUUUGAAUGGAAUAUUGGCUAUACAUCAAGGUUUGGCUUGUAUUAUGUGGACUACAAAGAUAACCUGAAAAGAUACCGCAAGCAUUCAGCUAAUUGGUUCAGGGAUUUCCUGAAACCAAAUGUUAAUCCAUAAAAGAUCACCCAGAUUGCUUCAAAGAAUUCAAGGAAGGUUUGCAAAUUCCACGUAAUAUAGACUAUGUGUGUGUCUCUUGCAAUGAAAUAAUACCAUUGGGCUACUGUUAAGCUCCAGUGACCUACCUUAUGUUUUAAUUAAUUCUCCAAUAUCAAUAAAUUUGCAUUGCUUAAAAAGAAA